AUGACAGACUCUUCCAUGGUAGAUCACAUGACCCGACUGAAACUCAAACUCCUGGAGAAGAAACUAGAAAACGAACGUGAGACCCUGGAGAAUGUUGAGUCACCCCUCUCCACAGCAAGGAGUAACGACGGACAUGAGGACGCACUGCAGAACGCGCUGAGACGAAGGAAAGACCUCCUGCAGAAGCUUAGGGAGCAGCACCUUUUGGAAGAAUUUUCACAGCCCUCUAUGUUGGCAGGAGGCCACAGAAAGAACUACAGACCUAAGCCAGUACCUGUUUACCUGCCUUCCCCUCUGGCACCUGCACCAGAACCACCAAGGAUCAUCCAGCAGACAAUGCCUCAGCAACCUGCAACCAUCAUCCAACAGUUACCUCAGCAGCCACCUCUCAUCACACAGAUCCCGCCUCCACAGCCCCUCCCGGUCCCCCGUUCUGGAAGCAUUAAGGAAGACAUGGUGGAGAUGAUGUUGAUGCAGAACGCUCAGAUGCACCAGAUCAUUAUGCAGAACAUGAUGCUGAAAGCUCUGCCACCGAUGGCGUUCUCACAGCCCAGUGGGACCGGGCCUCCCUUGCUGCAGCACACCCAGCAGGAUCCCCAGUUUGCUGCUCCAGUUGUUGUGAAAGCAGAAAAACCAAGGCCAUCCACAGUGCAUCAUCACCACCAUUACCCUUCCCCAGGAGUGCAGGCCAUUCCUUCUCAGCUGCCCCCAGGUGGCUACUCCAUGUGGCCCCCUGUGAUGCCAUCCAGCCUCAUGGGACAGACUGGAGGAUUCCCAUCCGCUGUGCAUCACAUGUCUGGCCCAACUAGCACCUUCCCUGCAAUGCACACUAACCGAUGGACUCCUCCACAGCCUGCCCCCGGGUUUGUAGACUCCUCAAGCCUGUAG
This is a messenger RNA of Emys orbicularis (European pond turtle), 888 nucleotides long. RefSeq names its product chromosome 11 C21orf58 homolog (gene C11H21orf58). Lineage: Eukaryota; Metazoa; Chordata; Testudines; Emydidae. The record is from RefSeq and is a predicted model, not a curated record. The transcript has 8 exons. Bases 1 to 888 code for a protein of 295 amino acids.